This is a messenger RNA of Gekko japonicus, 3064 nucleotides long. RefSeq names its product ubiquitin specific peptidase 48 (gene USP48). Gene Ontology annotation, biological process: protein deubiquitination. Gene Ontology annotation, cellular component: nucleus; cytosol. Gene Ontology annotation, molecular function: cysteine-type deubiquitinase activity; protein binding; cysteine-type endopeptidase activity. The transcript has 26 exons. Bases 216 to 3005 code for a protein of 929 amino acids. The record is from RefSeq and is a predicted model, not a curated record. Lineage: Eukaryota; Metazoa; Chordata; Lepidosauria; Squamata; Gekkonidae.
UCUAUAAGGAAGAGAGAAUUUGUCUCGACUCUGCAAAGAGACGACGUGCUGGUUCUUGUUUGUGCCCGACUGGAUAAGUUGCUUCGUGUUUCCCGGAAGCUUCCAUCUCCAGUUCCUUUUGCACAUCACUUGCAAAGUGUCAGUUGUGGUUGUGGAAUGCCUUUGUGGGCCUCACGAACCUCGGAGCCACCUGCUACGUCAACACUUUUCUACAGAUGUGGUUUUUGAACCUGGAGCUCCGGCAGGCGCUUUACUUGUGUCCAGUCACUCGCCCACUGACUGUGACAGCAGAGGGGGAUCCAGCAAACAAAGAUUAUGAGCCUCAGACCAUUUGUGAACACCUCCAGUACUUGUUCGCUUUGCUGCAGAACAGUAGAAGGCGUUACAUCGAUCCGUCGGGGUUUGUUAAAGCACUGGGUUUGGACACAGGUCAGCAACAGGAUGCCCAGGAAUUCUCAAAGCUGUUCAUGUCUUUGCUAGAAGAUACUUUGUCCGCACAAAAAAACCCAGACGUGCGGAACAUAGUUCAGAAGCAGUUUUGCGGAGAGUAUGCCUAUGUCACCGUUUGCAAUCAGUGUGGCAGAGAAUCCAAACUUAUAUCCAAGUUUUAUGAGCUUGAGUUAAACAUCCAGGGACACAAGCAGUUGUCGGACUGCAUUACGGAAUUUUUGAAGGAAGAGAAGCUGGAAGGGGACAACCGCUAUUUCUGCGAGACCUGCCAGAGCAAGCAGAAUGCCACCCGCAGGAUCCGCCUCCUCAGUCUUCCCGGCACGCUCAACUUGCAGCUCAUGCGCUUCGUCUUCGACAGGCAAACAGGCCACAAGAAAAAACUUAACACCUACAUUGAGUUCUCAGAACUGCUGGACAUGGGCCCCUUCAUGGAAGACACAGCCGGGGCCUCUGAGUACGAGCUGAGUGCAAUUCUCAUCCACCGCGGCGUCAGUGCUUAUUCUGGCCACUACAUUGCUCACGUGAAGGACCCCCAGACGGGGGAGUGGUACAGAUUUAACGAUGAGGACAUUGAGAAGAUGGAGGGCAAGAAGCUGCAGCUGGGGGCGGAAGAAGAUUUAGAGCCUUCUAAAGCUCAGGCCCGGAAGCCCAAAUGUGGGAAGGGGGUGUACCGCUCCCGGAAUGCCUACAUGUUGGUGUACCGGCUGCAGACACGGGAGAAAUCGCUGACCGUUGAAAUCCCAGCUUUCUUGCAAGAGCUGGUUGAGCGGGAUAACAGCAAGUUUGAGGAGUGGUGCAGCGAAAUGGCCGAGAUGCGCAAGCAGAGCGUGGCCAGGGGCAAGGUCAAGCACGAGGAGGUGAAGGAGCUCUACCAGAGGUUACCCGCUAAAGCUGGGUGUCCUUACGACUUUGUCUCUCUUGAAUGGCUGCAGCAGUGGCUGGAUGAGUCCACCCCGCCCAAGCCUAUUGAUAACUCAGCCUGCUUGUGCUCACACGGCAAGCUGCACCCCGAUAAAAUCCCGAUGGUCAAGAGGGUCUCUGAGUACGUGGCCGACUCCUUUUACAAGCGCUACGGAGGAGGGCCCAGGCUGACGGUGAAAGCACUUUGCCGAGAGUGUGUGGUGGAGAGAUGCCGGGUGCUGCGCCUGAAGAACCAGCUCAACGAGGACUAUAAAGCAGUUGCCAGCUUGCUCAAAGGGCCCGUCAGAUGCGACGAGGGCUUCUGGGUCGGCAAAUCCUCCUUGCGGAGUUGGCGACAGAUGGCGCUGGAGCUGCUGGACGACCCGGAGGAGGACGCGGACCAGAGCAACGGCAACAUGAAUGGCGACACGAAGAGCAAAGAUGAAACCAGCUCUGAAAAGCAAGAGGAAGAGGACCUGAAGUUCAACGAGGACAUCGUCUGCCCCCAUGGCAACCUCUGUAUAUUGGAGAAUGAAAGGAGGGUCGUUUCCAAGGAUGCUUGGGAGAAGCUCCGCUGCUAUUUCCAGGGUGCCCCGGAGUUCCCCACCAGCCAGGACUCCUGCUCCCAGUGCAAGAUUCUGGAGCGGGAGGGUGAGGAGAACGAGGCCCUGCACAAAAUGAUGGCCAGCGAGCAGAAGGCGUCUCUCCCCAACCUCUUCCAGGAGAAGAGCAGGCCGUGCCUGAGUAGCUGGCCAGAGGAGGUGGAUGAGCUCUACGUUGUCUCAAAGUUCUUUGUGGAAGAGUGGAGGAAGUUUGUAAGGAGGCCCACGCGGUGCAGCCCCGUCUCGUCGGUGGGCAACCGGGAUCUCCUCUGUCCGCAUGGGGGCCUGAUGUUCACGUUUGCUUCCAUGACCAAAGAAGACUCUAAACUUAUAGCUCUGAUAUGGCCCAGCGAGUGGGGGAAGAUCCAAAAGCUCUUUGUGGUGGACCACGCCAUCAGAGUCGUCCGGCGGCGCCCUGCGGAGGCAGGCCCUGACCCUCCGCUCUACGUCACCGAGCCAGAGCUGUGCUUGGACUGCCGCGAAGGGCUGUUGUGCCAGCAGCAGAGAGACCUGCGGGAGUAUGCCCAGGCCACCAUCUACGUGCGCAAAGUGGUAGACAACACAAAGGUCAUGAAGGACUCCGCUCCGGAGCUCAACGUCAGCAGCUCCGAGGCAGAAGAGGAGCGGGAGGAGGCCAGGCUGGAAGGGGAGCAAGAUCCGGAUUUUAACCAGGCCAACAGCAACCCCAAACGGCAGAAAGUGUCGCACCCAAACUACGCUGCGUACCAAAAACAGGGGAUCCGACGAAGCACGCGGCACAGGAAGGUGCGCGGAGAGAAAGCUCUGCUGGUGUCUGCCAACCAAACACUGAAAGACCUGAAAAUCCAGAUCAUGCACGCCUUCUCGGUCGCCCCUUUCGACCAGAACUUGUCCAUCGAGGGGACGACGCUCACAGAGGACUCGGCGACUCUCGGCAGCCUUGGCGUCACCCCGGAGUCUGUUGUCUUACUCAAGGCGGACGAACCUGUGGUGGAUUAUGCAGCAAUAGAUGACGUUAUGCAAGUGUGUAUGCCUGAAGAAGGCUUUAAAGGAACUGGUCUCCUUGGGCACUAAAGGUCCAGCAAGAGGCGUUUUGGACACAGUUGGGCAUUCCAGGAAAGAGGGACCUCCGU